Messenger RNA from Nicotiana attenuata, 1355 nucleotides. Its product is annotated as casein kinase II subunit beta-1-like. Bases 272 to 1135 code for a protein of 287 amino acids. The record is from RefSeq and is a predicted model, not a curated record. Gene Ontology annotation, molecular function: protein kinase regulator activity. Gene Ontology annotation, cellular component: cytoplasm; protein kinase CK2 complex. The transcript has 5 exons. Lineage: Eukaryota; Viridiplantae; Streptophyta; Magnoliopsida; Solanales; Solanaceae.
AAGAAGAAGAGAGAGAAAACAUAACUGAAGAGGAGCGUCGUGUCCUUUCCCUUUCCCCUCGCUAAUGUAGACGAAAUGAAACCCUAGUUAUCUCCGUUUCUCCAACUCCCUCUCUCCCUACACACACGCAUACACAAAUAAUAAGAGCUUGGCCUUGUUCUUCUCUCUCGAUUUCCCCAAUUUCCAGAACUUUCGGUGGUUGUUUUGUGUAAUCGAAUCAUUCAUUUCUCAGAACAUAUAUACACAUGAAUUUAGAAGCAUAGAUAUUGAAAUGUAUAGAGAUCGAGGAGGCGGUGGAGGACCGUUGGAUCGGAAGCGAAUAAUCAACGUUGCAUUAGAUAAGCAAUUGGAGAAAUCUUCAGCGGCACCUACAUCCAGAGCGUUGAAGGAGAAAGCUGUUCCGUCCACGUCAGAUGUGAUAACUGGAAAAUCGCAUCAUCGUAAUAUUGAUCAGCAUAUGGAUACUCUUUCUUCUUCUACUCUCACCACCAAAAACAAGUGCUCUGAUGAGGAAUCUGAAUCAGACAGUGAAGAGUCUGAUGUUAGUGGUUCUGAUGGAGAUGACACAUCAUGGAUUACUUGGUUUUGUAACCUGCGUGGGAAUGAGUUCUUCUGCGAGGUUGAUGACGACUACAUUCAAGAUGAUUUUAACCUCUGUGGAUUGAGCAGUCAAGUUCCAUACUAUGACUUUGCACUUGAUCUAAUCCUUGAUGUUGAAUCCUCUCAUGGUGAUAUGUUCACUGAAGGGCAGAAUGAAUUGGUUGAAUCAGCAGCAGAGAUGCUCUAUGGCUUGAUCCACGUCCGAUAUAUUUUGACCAGCAAGGGGAUGGCUGCAAUGUUGGAGAAGUACAAGAACUACGACUUUGGUAGAUGCCCGCGAGUUUAUUGCAGUGGACAGCCUUGUCUUCCAGUUGGUCAGUCUGAUAUUCCACGCUCAAGUACUGUAAAAAUUUACUGUCCAAAAUGUGAAGAUAUCUACUAUCCACGAUCAAAAUACCAAGGCAAUAUUGACGGAGCUUACAUUGGGACAACAUUUCCUCACCUCUUUUUUAUGACUUAUGGACAUCUCAAGCCGCAAAAGCAAACACAGAACUAUGUUCCCAGGGUAUUCGGUUUUAAGCUCCACAGCACUUGACAUUGAAGGCCCUCUGUGAAAUUUGAUGAGAUUGCAUAGUUUCUGCCAGGAAAUUGUUCUUACCUGUCAUUUGUACAAUUCGUCAUGGUAGAAUUGGGUAAUGUAGAAUUAAUGUCCACAAUUGUUUUCAUUGAUGUAAAAGCAAAUGUGGCCAGUCUUUCAAGUAAAAUUUGUCCCCCAAAUCUCUAUUCUAAUCUUAUUUCUUUUCCAGUUUUAUUGA